This is a messenger RNA of Cannabis sativa, 1363 nucleotides long. RefSeq lists its product as uncharacterized. NCBI's taxonomy places the organism in Eukaryota, Viridiplantae, Streptophyta, Magnoliopsida, Rosales, Cannabaceae. Gene Ontology annotation, biological process: intracellular signal transduction. The transcript has 11 exons. Gene Ontology annotation, molecular function: protein serine/threonine kinase activator activity. The coding region runs from base 189 to 1220 and encodes 343 amino acids. The record is from RefSeq and is a predicted model, not a curated record.
UUUUUUUUUUUUUUUUUUUUUUUUAAUAAAUAAGAAUUUAUGGAAAGAGAUGAGCAUUAUUCAUGGAUCCACACUCAGAAAAUACAUACAGAAAAGAAAAAGCUGCUUUUAGAACUUUCCUCAAAGCUAUAACCCUCUUCCAUUUCCAUCGAUCAAUUUCUUUACCCUAGACUUAAUCGCUUUCUCUCAUGUCGUUCUUCUUCAAGCCCUCUAGACCCAAAACCCCUCAGGAUGUGGCCAAGGCUAUCAAGGACAGCCUCGUCGCCCUCGACACCAAAACCGUUGUCGAAGUCAAGGCCCUCGAAAAGGCUUUAGAAGAAGUCGAGAAGAAUUUUUUAAUAAUGAAAUGUAUGCUUUUGGGAGAUGGGGAGGUUGAACCAAAUGCAGAGCAAGUUUCCCAACUGGCUGAGGAAAUUUGUAAGGAGGAUGUUAUUUCUUUGCUAAUUCAUAAGCUUUCUUUACUGGGAUGGGAAGCAAGAAAGGAUUUAGCUCACUGCUGGUCGAUAUUGUUGAGGCAAAAAGUUGGCUCCACUUACUGUUGUGUGCAGUAUAUUGAGGAGCAUUUUGAGUUGCUAGAUUUUCUUGUCGUGUGCUAUGAUAACAAGGAAAUUGCCAUGAACUGCGGAAACAUGUUGAGGGAAUGCAUUAAAUUUCCAACACUUGCAAAAUACAUUUUGGAGUCUGCAAGCUUUGAGUUGUUCUAUAAGUUUGUGGAGUUGCCGAACUUUGAUGUUGCUUCAGAUGCAUUCUCUACCUUCAAGGAUCUGCUUACUAAACAUGUGAAUUUGGUCUCUGAAUUUUUGACAGCCCGUCACGAUGAGUUCUUUGAUUCAUAUGAAAAACUCUUGACAUCUUCUAAUUACGUGACAAGAAGGCAAUCGUUGAAGCUUCUCUCGGAGUUUCUUUUGGAGUCUCCAAAUUCCCACAUAAUGAAGCGCUACAUUUUAGAAGUUCGGUAUUUGAAAGUCAUGAUGACAUUGCUGAUGGAUUCAAGCAAAAAUAUCCAACUCUCUGCAUUCCACAUUUUCAAGGUAUUUGUUGCCAAUCCCAACAAGCCGCGCGAAAUCAAAGUCAUUCUGGCUAAAAAUCAUGAAAAAUUGCUGCAAUUGCUAGAAAAUCUAUCUGCUGGAAAAGGUGCUGAAGAUGAACAACUUGAAGAAGAAAAAGAGCUGAUCAUGAAGGAAAUUGAUAGAGUAGCUCGUUCAACAAAUCUUGAAUGAUAGGUUGCUUUUUUUUUCUUCUUUCUAAGAUGUUUUAUGGCAAUAGCAGAUGAGGAUUUAUGUAGAGCCUAUAUAUAUAACCUUGUAAUUUUGUGGAAUUAAAAUAUUGUUAUUACUAAGCAAAUUAUUUGUGAUUUUCUAAA